Molecule: messenger RNA, 672 nt
Organism: Anisakis simplex (herring worm)
Lineage: Eukaryota; Metazoa; Nematoda; Chromadorea; Rhabditida; Anisakidae
Source: the annotation of a GenBank genome assembly
AUGGACUUAGCGAUUCGCCUCAAGGCCUACAAGUUCGUUGCCUAUUCGGCAGUUGUCUUCUCGGUCAUUGCCGUUCUUUCAGUAUGUAUCACUCUGCCAAUGGUCUACAACUACGUACACCAUGUACAAUUUCAGAUGCAAUCCAAAAUCAGCUAUUGCAAGGGAAAUUCCCACACCAGGCGUCAACAGAACAAGACGUCAAGUGCACAACAGUUGCGAAGAGUGCUGCUUGCCGGGUCCUCCAGGACCAAAGGGACCACGUGGAAGACCAGGACGACCAGGAAAGCCUGGAGNCCAUGUGAGCCAAUUACACCACCACCAUGUAAGCCAUGCCCACCGGGUCCACCAGGUCCAGCUGGCCCACAAGGACCACCUGGUGAGCCUGGACCAGAUGGACCGCCUGGCGUCCCAGGUUAUAACGGACAGCCCGGAGAACCAGGACCAGCAGGACCACCCGGACCAGCAGGACCACCGGGACCACCAGGACUCCCAGGACCAGCCGGUCCAAAUGCUCCGGAUGAGGGAAUUAUUCCCGGACCACCAGGAGAACCAGGAGACAUGGGACCACCAGGACCUCCUGGACCUCCAGGUCCAUCGGGAGAGAAAGGCAUCUGUCCCAAGUAUUGCGCGAUCGAUGGUGGUGUCUUCUUCGAGGAUGGAACUCGUCGUUAA